Messenger RNA from Notolabrus celidotus (New Zealand spotty), 8651 nucleotides. RefSeq names its product solute carrier family 6 member 9 (gene slc6a9). Gene Ontology annotation, molecular function: glycine:sodium symporter activity. The record is from RefSeq and is a predicted model, not a curated record. The coding region runs from base 830 to 2809 and encodes 659 amino acids. Gene Ontology annotation, cellular component: plasma membrane. NCBI's taxonomy places the organism in Eukaryota, Metazoa, Chordata, Actinopteri, Labriformes, Labridae. The transcript has 16 exons. Gene Ontology annotation, biological process: glycine import across plasma membrane; sodium ion transmembrane transport; neurotransmitter transport.
ACCUUGAUGACAUCAUCAACAGGGGCCCACAGCUCAUUUCUCACAGGCUUCCCCUGCCAGGUUAACCUAGCUCUGCAUGGUCUAGUAGAGUCCUGCUAUACUUGACAACCGGCUCCCUUGGAAAAGCUGCAAGAAUUAAAAACACAGCCUGAGGAUCCCUUAUUUUCCACAAUAUGACACUGGCUCUGUUAUAUAGUGUCAGAAAGUUAAUUUUAAGUUGUCAUGUCUGCUCCCAUGUGAGAUGAAGAGGAUCCAGAGUACAGCAUUGCCAUCUAGAGGACUUGAACACACUCACUGCUCUACAACUCCACCCAACACUCUACUACUGCUGUUCUCCAAGUGCCAGAUGGUUCCAGCAAGCCUGGAGGAAAGAGGUAGCAGGAAAUCUAUUGAGGAGGCGCCUGCAGAAAGAGGCAGGAAAUUGAACCAGUUGACAGAAGAACCCCCUUAAGGCUGGUUCACAGUCAUUAAGGCCAUUUAGCUCAUCAACCUGCUCCACCCAAGACCAGGAGCUGACUCUGAAAAUAAAGACAACCCAAGUGGUGGUGACAUUUCUGACACCUUUGAGACUCCCGAGAGAAAUUUCAACAACUGCAUAGAAAAGUUUCUGGAUUAGGGCAGAAUUAACACAAAGCAGCGACGCCACUCCAGCUACACUCGCAAAACAACACAGGAGGAGCAGCACGAGGGGGGACCGAGACACUCGAGCGAACGCCACAACUGAAAACUUCAGACAGUGACAGCGAGAGGCGGACGAGUCCAUCCAGAGAGAGAGGCAGAGAGACGGCAGCAGAGAGGCAGGGGAUCUUUGCCUACAAGGUCCUGAAGGAUGGAAGAGAAGCAGUUUGCCGGGAUCCUGAACGGAGCAGUUCCAGGCGAGCCAGUGAAGAAGGAUGAAAACUCCCGGAGAGGGAACUGGGGCAACCAGAUUGAGUUUGUCCUCACCAGCGUGGGCUAUGCUGUGGGCCUGGGCAACGUCUGGAGGUUCCCUUACCUCUGCUACAGAAAUGGAGGAGGUGCUUUCAUGUUACCAUACUUCAUCAUGCUGGUGUUCUGUGGGAUCCCUCUCUUCUUCCUCGAGCUGUCCUUCGGUCAGUUCGCCAGCCAGGGCUGUCUGGGAGUGUGGAAGAUCAGCCCCAUGUUCAAAGGUGUGGGCUACGGCAUGAUGGUGGUGUCCACCUACAUUGGAAUCUACUACAACGUGGUCAUCUGUAUCGCCUUCUAUUACUUCUUCAUGUCCAUGACAAACCUGCUGCCGUGGACGUACUGCAACAACCCCUGGAACACGCCGGACUGCAGCGGGGUGCUGGGAAACAGCCCGAGGCUCAACACAAGCCUGGCUAAUGCCACAACAAGCCUGGUAGCAGGAGUUACUGAGGUGGUGAACCGCACCAAGAGGACCAGCCCUAGUGAAGAGUACUGGAAACACUACGUGUUAAACAUCUCUGAUGAUAUCGGGAACUUUGGAGAGGUCCGUCUCCCUAUCCUGGGCUGCCUGGCCAUCUCCUGGGUCGUCGUCUUCCUCUGUCUCAUCAGGGGCGUUAAAUCCUCUGGAAAGGUUGUGUACUUCACAGCCACGUUCCCUUACGUGGUUUUGACCAUCUUGUUCAUCCGUGGCAUCACUUUGGACGGAGCCAUAAACGGCAUCAUGUACUACCUGACUCCACAGUGGCAGAAGGUCCUCGACGCAAAGGUGUGGGGAGAUGCAGCCUCACAGAUCUUCUACUCUCUGGGCUGUGCCUGGGGCGGUCUCAUCACUAUGGCUUCAUAUAACAAGUUCCACAACAACUGCUUCAGAGACAGCAUCAUCAUCAGUAUAACCAACUGUGCGACCAGCGUGUACGCAGGCUUUGUCAUUUUCUCCAUCCUGGGCUUCAUGGCACACAACCUGAACGUUCCUGUGUCCGAGGUGGCCGACCACGGCCCGGGCCUGGCCUUUGUAGCUUAUCCAGAAGCCCUCACUCUGCUCCCCAUCUCACCGCUGUGGUCGCUGCUCUUCUUCUUUAUGCUCAUCCUGCUGGGACUGGGGACUCAGUUCUGUCUGCUGGAGACUCUGGUGACGGCCGUCGUCGAUGAGAUCGGCACAGACUGGAUCAUGAGGAACAAAACUGUUGUCACACUGACGGUUGCUGUAGUGGGAUUCUUACUGGGGGUCCCGCUAACGACACGGGCAGGGAUCUAUUGGUUGCUGCUGAUGGACAACUAUGCUGCUAGCUUCUCUUUGGUCAUCAUCUCCUGCAUCAUGUGUAUCUGCGUCAUGUACAUAUACGGCCACAAGAACUACUUUAGAGACGUGGAGAUGAUGCUGGGCUUCCCUCCUCCUCUCUUCUUCAAAGUGUGCUGGAGAUUCAUCUCCCCUGUCAUUAUCUCUUUCAUCCUGAUCUUCACAGUGAUCCAAUACAAGCCCAUCACUUACAAUGACUACGUGUAUCCCGGCUGGUCUCUGGCUAUCGGCUUCUCCAUGGCUCUGUCCUCAGUGGUCUGCAUACCCGUCUAUGCCCUCUACAAGAUCUCCAGGUCCCCAGGAGCCACUUUCAGAGAGCGGUUGAAGUUCGCCUGCAAGGCACAUCCAAAGUGGGGCCCAGCCCUGCAAGAGCACCGGACAGGCCGCUACGCCCCCAUGGCCUCUGAAGACACAGUGGAGGCUCGUCCCCUCAAGGAGAAGGAGGAGCUGAAGGAAGAGCAGAAGGAGGAAGAGAAGGAGAAGGAGAAGGAGAAAGACAAGGAGAAGAAGGAUGAGAUCAGCCUCACCAUCCAGGGAAGCAACGGCUCCACCAAUACACACAACAGUCCCAACCCCAGCGCAUAGAUGGCACUCUGCUCUGUCAGCGCCACCGUCUCUUUUUCCCCCCCAAACCUUCUCCUCCAUCCUCACCCCACUUUCCCACAGUCCUCUGUGGGGGAGAUCCCAUUCGCUGGAGACCUUUACAUAUUGUAAGGGCUUAUUAUAUCUAUCCUAACCUCUUCUAUCUAUCUGUGUGUUGUCUCUAGAUAAAGGAAGAAAAAAAAAAUACGAAAGGAAGAAAAAAUUGGGUCAUCAUCCAAAAGAUUUGUGUGUAUGUCAGUGUGUGUGUGUGGGUGGGUUGUUAAUUUGUUACACAUAAUUUAAUAAUGCAGUUUGUUUUUCCUUUCCUUUUUUUGUAAAACUUGUACAUGUCAUCUUCAUAUGCAGUUAGAGGUACAGUAGAUUGUGACGCUGCACGUGUUUGUUUUGUGCAUGCAGCAACAUAGAGACACACACUGUUCUCCUUUAUUCUGUUGGCUGGGUGUGUUUGAAAUCGGUACAUUUCUAGCAGCAGUGUAUGACAGCUGGAGACUUGUGAUGACAUGUGGUGCUGUUAAACUGUGCCUGUACUGGCCGUUUACAGUUCGAUCAUGCUGUAAGAUGGAAAUAGGCCAGAGACAGAGGCGGAUAAACUCAUUCACACUCAUACACUCACACUAUUGUACAUUUUACAGCACACAGUGACCUCAACCAUAGUUGAUCUCAGCUUAAGACUAAGCCUGUUGUUUUUUUAUGCUGCUUCCUUCUUUAAAUCGUUCGACAGAGCACAAAUAUUUAACAAACACCUGAGAUGGCAACUGACACUUAGGGCUGAUCAUCUGUGGAAAUCUCAUACAUUUGUAACUUUUUUCCACUGAAGCUGCUUAAACUUUGAAAAUUCAAACCGAGAAAUGUCAGUUAAGUGUACUGUACCAUCUUCCUCUGCAUUCACACAAGACACACAAAGCAUUUGUUUCCUGUCUUUUGACAGACGAGAUCCCAGUGCCCCGUUUCUCAGGGUCCAAGAGAAGUGAAACUGUGAGGUUUGUUGUUGUUGUUCCUUGCCUGUGGAAACCUUGUCUAAGCAGGCAGCCUGUUACAAAUAUAGGGACUGAAACCACCUAACCUUCUCUGAAACCUACACAAACACACAAAAAACAGGUGGAUGCAACUCUGCACAUAGAAGUGCCAUCUCUUCUUAAGUCUUCCAGGCAUUCUUUUAGAGUGAAAUGCAUCUUGGGACAUGGUCUAUGAAGGAAGGAGAGUACCAUGUGAAAGGAUCAUAGGUGUGUCGUAGUCUGUGUCUCCCGUGGGUCGUAGCAAUCUGCCCCGAAAAGGCAUGUUACCAAAAACAUUACCUGAGUUACCUGAGUCCUGCACAUGUUUUUGGUAACAUUUAUACUGUUUAUCUCAGACUGGUUUUGGUGUCAGUCAGUGGAACCUUUAAUGUAUUUACAGGCAUUUAUUUCAAGCUCUGAGCCAAGCUGUGCUGUGACUAAUGGAGAUACAGGAGGCAGAGAGAUGCAGCUUGUUUCCAGAAGAAUACAAUUGAUUUAAGUGAAUUUUGUAGUUUAAAUGUAGCUGUAUAGUAUUGUUCUCUCAGUAUAAUUCUCCUUUUUACCUCUCAUUAUUGUAAAGUAACUUAGUAAAUAAUUAUAAAGACAGCAUAUGUUUAUUUUGUACAAAAAGUAAAAACUACAGAAUCAUAAUUAACCUUGUUUACCAUUCCUCAUCUGUGACUUGACUUGUUGCUGUUGUUUUGGAGGGUGUGACAGGACAGAGAGGGGCUCUUUAGCAUGCAGGGUUGGGCUUCCCACAAGUGUCUGACUGGAGCGCGUCCAGGACAUUUGUAGCAGUGUUUUGGCAGUCUAAAUACAGAACAAAAACAUGAAGAGAGUUCUGUUUUUUUUGUCAUCUAGACAGCUGUGUGUGUGAUCACGUUACUUUGUCUGCUCAGGUGGAGAAAAGAUGCUGUUAGCUUCACAGGCAGGGAGGAUUUUUUGGGAUUGCAUCAGGUUUGGCUGUGAUGUUUCUUUACUUCUUACUUUCAGUAUUUCUUUGUUUCUGAGCUGACAAAACAUCAAUGGAACGGAGAUCUGGAGGGUUUUAAUACCAGUAUGAGCACAGAACAUAUUCACAUGAUGCACAAAAUCAAAUAUACCGCACAGCAAAUGUACAUGGCGACAGAGUAGUUGUCUGAUAUUUUGGGAGAUGUUUUCACUACGAUGUUGGUUCCUUGCCGAGAGUGUAGAGGACUGAUACCACUGUUGUGUUGUGUGAGACGAAUAUAAAGCUUGAGACAGCACCUGGGUAGCUCGCUUCAGAGUAAACACUAGUGAGGAGUAUUUUUGAUACUUUUCACUGAUAACAAAAGAUACCAGCAUCUCUAAAGCUCACAAAUGAUCUUGCGGCUUCAAAUCUUUUCAGUAAACGAGCACAUGAUAUCUGCUGGCUGCCAGUAGAUCAGAGAAAUGUCAUUUCGGCGUUGAUUGGCCGUUUUAAUUUUUGCCCCACUUAGGCCAGCCGUAUCACCAUUAUCAGGCUGAUUGAUUAACCACUGUAGGACAGAACCAGGCUAGCUGGUUGCUUUCAUUGAAGCUAAGCUAACCAGGGUCUGCUUGAUUAUGUGCAUUACCUGUUUGGCUAGCCUUUCUCUCAUGUUUCUUUUUGCUACACGUGAAGCUAACCAGCUGCUGGUGCCUGCUUCACGUUAGCUGCAGACAAAAGAGUGGUACCAGUCUUCUCUUUUCAGUAUUUUGUAGAAGGCGAACUAGCAUAUUCCCAAAGUUGUGAAUUUGAAGCAGUGAUUUUUUUUCCAUCCUUGUCCGGCUUUUAAUAUAUAAAUAUUUGUAUCUGUAUAUCUAAGCACAAUUUCAGAACUACUGUUACAUAGGCUCCUUUUUCUUUCGCUUCUAUUCCCCCACAAUGAUAUUGAAGAUGACAUUGAAUUUAACUGUAAGGUGCAGUUGCUCCGUUCAUCCACACGAUGGAGCGAGGCUGAUACUCAGGGUAGUAAAGGCACAACAGUGGUGUAACUGUAAAGUGAAUUACAAAAAGCCAGAUAGACACAUGGCUGUCUGUGGCUUAAAAUGUUAAGUGUCAACAAAACGGACCUUACUGAAGGCUAAUGCGAAGCACAGAAGUUAAAAUGCAGUGAACAUAGGGUUGCCAACUUUCUCACUCCUAAAUCAGGGACAGGUGCACGGUGCAAAUAUUCUGAUUCAACUGGAAAUGCAGAAAGCGUGUAUAUUCCCUUUAAUCCUUAUACUAUCAUUAUGUAACCUCAUAUGAAUAAACCUCAAAGAAACCACAAUUUGUCUCUUUACAUCAAAAAACAGGCAAAAGAAAAAUUAAAUGCAAAAGAGGAGUGUGACCCCCCAAAUGUACUUUUUCCAUGGAUACUUUUUGCUGCUCUUGACUGACUCAAGCAGUCUUUUGUCCUUUUGCACAGCCAGAGUUUUUGCAGGAUUGUAUACAACUGAUGCACGUGAGGGCGCCUGUGAUUGGAAGACAGGCGGUGUGAUUGGCACAUGAUCUGCCACUGCCGUUUGAUCUAAGAUCUGUAGAGUGCAGUCUGCUGUAUUUACAAGAGUUAAUAGUCAAUAAACGGGACAAUUGAGGUCCCGUAUGAAACAACCAAUUUUGCCCAAUAUACAGGAUGUCCCGGCUAAUACGGGACAGUUGGCAACCCUAAGUGAACAUGAUCACGAGAAGCACAGUGAGCAGUUUGAAACAAGCACACAUUACUAAAGCAGUUUGGCAGAAGAAGCUAUUUUUGAAGGGAGGCUGUCAGAUUUUAGAUGCAGUACGCUAGCUUUUCAAACAGGUGGAGACUGGAGGGGUUUGGUUGCUAGUUAGCGGUGUGUUGUAAUCUGCUGGUCCUGUUUUCAUUAACAAAAUAUUCACAACACUCAUGAAGAAUUUUGUAGUAGCAUUUAUUUGCAAUUAAAGUACUACAAAACCAGGUGCUCUAUGAAACAAUACAUUAUCACACAUUAUCUACUAAAUGUAAAGCUUCCUGAAAGUAGAGUUUCAAAUCUAAAGACCGUUGCAUUUUGAAAAAAUGAGGUUUCAUGUCCUGAAAACAGUGAUUAUGAACUUGUUAUUCUCAGUUAGCUCAGCUCGUUUUCUGUUUGUGAUGCCUGUCUCAUGUGUUCAUGCUGUAGUAGGUGAAGCUCUGCCACCAUGCUAUCUCUCUAUACAUCCCAACCCUCACCAUCUCUGCUGGCCCCACAACUCUUCCUCCCUUUGUACAGUAAUGUAAAAAUAUAUAAUUGGACUGUGUGUUUGUGUGUGUUACCUUUGCUUUUAUUUUUUUUCGGGGUGGUUACUUGUGUUUUUGCGGGUCGAGGGAGGGCGGGUAUUGUUUCAUUUUCGUUUUUGAUUUGUCAUUUUUCUUGUAGUAUAAUGUAGGAAAACGUCAGGUGUAUUGUGUACUCUGUGUGUAGUGGAUUAGUUCUUACUGCUGAGCCUGCAUGUAGCGCAGGAGUAGUGUCAGUAUUGAUGUCAGUGUACCUCUAAUCUCUCAGAACUAGCCAAGUCCUAUUCUGCUAAUAAUAUACAGUCUAUCUUUUAAGAAAAAAAAAGAAACAUUUUUUACUAAAAGAAGAGAAAGAAAACUACAUAUUUUAUCUUCAGAGUUUAAUCAUUGUUUAUCCAUGUUCAAUGACUACUUUGUUUGUUUAAGGAGGUGUAUUCAUAGAAAAAAAAAUAUGAUAAAGCCAGCUAACAUAAAAAGCAUUUCCAAACAAAAACUUUGGAUCAAAACUUGAAGAAUGGUUAGUUUUUACUGUGAGCUCUGGUGUAGAUGGCGGCUACAUGAAGAUGCUUUUUAUUAAACAGUGUUUCAUGAACUUCAAGCUCUGUUUUACACAGCACAGUGCCAACAGUCAAACAUCGCUUUUAACCUUUAGUAUACUUGUGGCCCUUUACCUGAACAGUUUGGCUUCUUCUGUCAACAUGUUAAAAAAACAAACAAAAGGAAACACUAAAAUUACUCUGCAACCUAGACUGAGUUAACAUCAGGACCCCACAACUCACCAUUUCUGUUUCAUGCAGCUCCAUUACAUAACAUUGGAAUAUUGCAUUGUUGUGUGAUGUUUUGGGGCUGAUAAGACGCACAUGAUUCAGACAAGGUUGAUAUUUUAUUAUUGAAAAGUAAGUCUUGAACUAUCUGGCUACCAACAGAGACAGUUGGUACUCCACAGAUGCUGAAAAACCCAUCUAAGAGUAGUUACAUUGGACCCAUGUCUUAUACAUAUAAUGCUCACUUGUAUCGUACACUGACGUGUUUGUGCAGAGAGUCAUUAAUGUUGCAAAAAAGGAACUAAAUGAAAGGCUCAGACCAUUUCUGACAAAAAUUCACAGCUCAACUGCUCUACUGUACGAAGAAACAAAACUGUGAUUCAUCGUGUUUCUGUGGCUUUCUGUAAAUCACAGAACAUUACCUCUCCAUUCUCUUACUACUGCUCUUAGAAGCACAAUCUCAUGUUUCAGCACUUUAAAGAAAUCAUUUGUUUAUUUUUACAAGCAACAGGAAAAGAAGUAUAUUAUGAAAAUGAUAAUUCACACUUACAUUUUGAAGAAGAAAAAAACAAACCAUAUAAUAAAUGUCCGAGUGUCAGUGGACAAAAUGCUGUGUUGUUUUUUUCAUGCCAACGUAAUCUGUUGUCCUGGGAGGAGAGGAGAGGAAAAGCACAAGUGAGAAAAGAGAAACACAGUUGUUUUGGUAUUCUCGAUCAUAUCUAUCUGUCUAUCUAUCUAACCAUGUCUGUUCUUGUUCUUCAACCUUUAGGGCCAAAAUCCAUUGAAAUGUCUUAGUCCUGUCCGCUGUAUAUCGUAAACUGUUGAAUUACAAAAUGGUAAAUAAAAUCUAUUUUAAAGAUCA